AUGCGCUCUCACCCGCCUCCGCACCCGCUCGGGCUGUGGCCGGGGCAGCCGUGCCGUCUGCCCGACCGCCGUGUCUGCGUGCAGGAAGUGGGGACAGGGCACUGGGGGACGCGGCCCAUAUGGACUGUCUCGGCCACGCCCAAAGCCCGUGGCUUCCGGGGCCUCCGUGAGCGGCACUCCUGCAGCCAGCUCUCAGGGAGCAGGUUCAGGGCCCGGCUCACCAGCCGCGGCCUCCGGGUCUGCGCCAUCAUCCCUGAGGGCCUGUGUGCCGUGCCGCCGGGCGCUCAGGCCUGUCCGACUCUGCGCCCCCGUGAACUGUACCUGCCAGGCCCCUCUGUCCACACAGAUUCUGUUUUUCCAUUUUUUUUCCCUCCACUUUUGAGACAGGAGAGUGGAGUGUCACUUCCUUUCUUAAAAGUAAUCAACUUUUGGGGGAUCGGCCUCGCUCUGCGAGCAGUGAACGAGUGCGUGCAGCAGGCGGUGGCGCGGCGGCCGCGGGAUCUCCCAGCCAUCCAACCCCGGCUAGUAGCGGUCAGCAAAACCAAACCUGCAGACGUGGUGAUAGAGGCCUACAGUCAUGGGCAACGCACUUUCGGGGAGAACUAUGUUCAGGAACUGCUUGAAAAAGCAUCAAAUCCUCAAAUUCUGUCUUCGUGUCCUGAGAUCAAAUGGCACUUCAUUGGCCAUCUACAGAAACAAAAUGUCAACAAAUUGAUGGCUGUCCCCAACCUCUCCAUGUUGGAGACGGUCGAUUCUGUGAAGCUGGCCGACAAAGUAAACAGUGCGUGGCAGAAAAAAGGUUCCCCCGAAAGGUUAAAGGUUAUGGUCCAGAUAAACACCAGCGGAGAGGAGAGCAAACACGGCCUUUCCCCUGCAGAGUCGGCGGCCCUGGUGGAACACAUCAACGCCAAGUGCCCCAGCCUGGAGUUCGUGGGGCUGAUGACCAUCAGGAGCUUUGGGCACGAUCUUAGUCAAGGACCGAACCCGGGCUCCCAGGUGUUGCUGUCCCUCCGGGAGGAGCUGUGCAGGAAGCUGGGCGUCCCUCCUGACCAGGUGGAGCUGAGCAUGGGCAUGUCCGUGGACUUGCAGCACGUGAUUGAAGUGGGAUCUACAAACGUCCGCAUCGGAAGCACCAUUUUUGGAGAGCGAGAUUACUCCAAGAAAGCAGCCCCGGACAAGCCUGCAGCAGAGCUGAAGGCCCCGGAGGAAGUGGCCCAGGCACACUGACCCGAAGGCGGAUCCAGGAAAACUCACUGUGUGCUCACCUGGGCCUCCACCUUCCACGGCCCCGAGUCACUGCAUCUCCACACCCUCCUGGGGACCUGACGAGAGCAUGCCCAGGGCGAUGUGUGUGGAU
Messenger RNA from Cervus elaphus (red deer), 1357 nucleotides. Its product is annotated as pyridoxal phosphate homeostasis protein-like. Gene Ontology annotation, molecular function: pyridoxal phosphate binding. Bases 1 to 1227 code for a protein of 408 amino acids. Lineage: Eukaryota; Metazoa; Chordata; Mammalia; Artiodactyla; Cervidae. The transcript has 5 exons. Gene Ontology annotation, cellular component: intracellular anatomical structure. The record is from RefSeq and is a predicted model, not a curated record.